Molecule: messenger RNA, 924 nt
Organism: Zingiber officinale
Lineage: Eukaryota; Viridiplantae; Streptophyta; Magnoliopsida; Zingiberales; Zingiberaceae
Exons: 2
Coding region: 1-924 (307 amino acids)
Source: RefSeq, a predicted model, not a curated record
AUGUUCUACAAUGGAAUCAAUUAUCAUACGAAGGUGUCCCUCGAUUCUGCAGUAGGAGAGGCGUUGAUGAACAAGAGUCUUGAUGAAGCUGAAGACAUAAUAGAUAAUGUGGCCCAGAACCAUUAUCAGUUGGCAACCGAAAGAUCUGGAGGUUCCUUUUCUGGGAAUCCAAUAAAGGCAUCAGGAAAAUUUGAUGUAGAUGUAGACACACUCAUGUCUUCAAGGCUGGAUGCUCUGACCAAGAACCUUGAGACCAUAGGAAAUAACACAACCAAUGCAAUAGUAAGACAGAAGAGCGACUUCGAGACUGUAGCAUUGACAGAGAAGUGCAGCGCUCUUCUCACGGCAGACACUCCCCCGAAGGUCCAGGAUCCAGGAAGUUUUUCUAUACCGUGUAAGAUUAGCUCUGAGCUCAUACAUAAGGCUUUCUGCGACUUGGGAGCGAGUGUCAGCCUAUUUCCAUACUCAUUAUGCAAGAAACUAGGACUCCAGAACAUCAAACUUACUACUAUGACACUACAAUUGGAUGACCAUUCAUGUAGAUACCCAAUGGGUAUAGUGGAGGACGUGCUAGUAGAGAUAGGUGGAUGCAUCGUUCCCAUAGAUUUUGUUGUCCUGGAUAUGGAGGAGGAUCCCAAGAUCCCAAUCAUCCUAGGAAGACCAUUCCUUGCCACCGCUGGAGCCCUUAUCGAUGUGAAACGUCACAAGUUAUCCCUGGAGAUUGAUAAAGAAAGGUUAGAAUUCGAUUUGUCUGAUUCUCCUAAUGGCAUCUCUUCUUUUCCGGGAAAUGCCAGCAAGUCGAAUAUACACAAAGCUGAGGAAUGCAGUUUCCAUGGGAGGCCACCGGAUAUGAUGCAUUAUUUGGAAAAACUUGAGAGGUCGCCCCAACAAGCAAUAAAAAGUAUAUGUAUCCUGCAUGAGUGA